AUGUUAGGUCCUACACGAUGGAAAUAUGCAUUAGCAUAUAUUGAUGAUGUAAAUAUAUAUUCAAAAAAAAAAUUCGAAGAACAUUUAUCACAUCUCAAUGAAAUUUGUCAAAUAUUAAAAAAUACUCGAUUUCGUCUUAAUCCAGAAAAAUGUGAAAUUGCUCGAACACAAACUGAUUAUCUUGGACAUCGUAUACAAAAUGGUGAAAUUCGUCCAAGUCUUACCAAUAUACAUGGUUUAAUAAAUACAAGAAUAUCACAAACGACAGAUGAAGCUUGUAAAUUCGUUAAAGCUGCUGAAUAUUAUAGAAAAUUUAUCCUAAAUAUUUCUCAAAUUUCUGAACCUCUUAGAAAAUUCGUUCCAACUACCAGAACUCAAGAAAAUAAAGGACAAAAAACUAUUAUUACAUUGACAAAUGAUGAACUUAAAGCAUUCCAACAAUUAAAAAAUUUUCUUACAACUGAUCUGAUAUUACGACUGCCAAAUGAUAGAUUCCCAUUUAAAGUACAAACUAAUGCAUCUGAUGAGGAAAUCGGUGCGGUAUUCGGAAUUAAAUUUACAUGGGAAACUGAUUAUAAAGCACUCACACAAUUAAAUCAAAAAGCACAACUCAAUAAACGUUGUGAAAGAUGGAGAUUAAAAAUUUUAGAAUACGAUUUCAAGGUAAAAUACAUUCCUGAUUCAAUUAAUUUAAUACCUGAUUAUUUAUCAAGAUCUCCAGUAGAAGAUGCUGAAGAAGAUCCAGAUGAAAUUACUUAUGUUACUUCUCAAUCAACACAAACUGAUUUUGAAUUUUAUAACCCAUAUUUUCCUGUUAUUACUGCUGUCGAAACUCGCUCUUCUAAAUUACGUAAUACAAUAUUAGAUAAUUCCACAGAUACAUCAAAAUUUAGUAUCAGAUUCUCCAACGAAAGAGAAUCGAAUUAUUACAGUUGUUCAACUGAACCACUAAUUCAAGCUCAAAAAAAUGAUGAUUAUGCAAAGAAUAUCAUCCAAAACAUCAAAAAACACAAACAAUAUUUUAUAAAAAACAAUAUUUUAAUGCGUCGUUUAAAUCCUCUAGUCCCCUAUGUACCACAAGGCGAACUUCGUCGAACAAUAUUAAAAAUUUAUCAUGAUACUGCAGCAAAUGAUGCACAUUUCAGAAGGGAUAAAAUAAUACACAAAACUAAAACACGUUAUUUUUAG
Molecule: messenger RNA, 1188 nt
Organism: Rotaria sordida
Lineage: Eukaryota; Metazoa; Rotifera; Eurotatoria; Philodinida; Philodinidae
Source: the annotation of a GenBank genome assembly